AUGCUGCCAACCCUGCGUAUCACCUUCAUGCAGUCAUUGAACUCCAGGAAGGAGUUGGUGCCAACCCUCUGUAUCUCCUUCAUGUGGUCGAACUCCAGGAGGGUGGACGAGGUUGUGUAUUCAGUCCCUGCUUAUUUCUCCUCGAUACAGACGAACCGGUCGCUUCACUUCCUGGAUGACAGGAGCCCUCAGCAUCCCUUCUUCAUGAUGCUUUCCCCCCCCGCGCCUCACUCCCCCUGGACGGCAGCCCCGCAGUACCAGAAGGAGUUCGGCGACGUUAAAGCUCCUCGAGGCGGGAGCUUUGACAAACCAGGGAAGGACAAACACUGGCUGCUGCGUCAGCCUGUCAGCCCCAUGCCCAAAACCUCCCUCACCUUCCUGGAUAAUGCGUAUAGGAAGAGGUGGCAGACCCUGUUAUCUGUGGACGACAUGGUGGAGCUGCUGGUGAAGAAACUUGAAAGCAUAAAGGAACUGGACAACACCUACAUCAUCUACACCUCUGAUAACGGAUACCACACAGGUCAGUUCUCUUUGCCCAUUGACAAGAGGCAGCUGUAUGAAUUUGACAUCCGGGUCCCACUCAUCGUCCGCGGUCCUGGCAUCAAACCCAACCAGACACUACAGGCUCCAGUGCUGAAUAUUGACCUGGCUCCCACCAUUCUGGACAUAUCUGGUGUCAACCUGACAACUCUGAAUGUGGAUGGGCAGUCGUUCCUCUCUCAGAUGGCCCCAACGCUGCGUAAUGGCACUGCACGCCCCUUUUUCCUUGUUGAAUACACCGGAGAGGGACAUGAAAAAACUGACCCUGAAUGUCCUAAACUGGGCCCUGGACUUUCUCAAUGUUUCCCGGACUGCGUGUGUGAAGACGCCUACAACAACACCUACGCCUGUGUCAGGACCCUCGACAAGGAACACGACCUGCAGUACUGCGAGUUCGCAGACAGUGAGUCGUUUGUAGAAGUGUACAACCUGACGUCAGACCCCCACCAGCUGGAGAACAUCGUGAAGUCGGUGGACCCGGCCGUCCUGCAGGCGAUGAACCAGCGGCUCAUAAAGCUCCAGUCCUGUCAGGGCAACAGCUGCCGGGACGUCAAGUAAAGCAGAGUCAGCGCUCUGUCAAAGCUGCUUCGUGCCCUCAGUGGAAGACGGGUUGGUUCAUCUGACCAAAUUAUACCACAAGUAUGAUAGCUGGAUCAGGCUUUUUAAUGACCAUGUUUCUUGUGUUGUGACAUGUCUUCGUAGGAAAAGCACUGGUGUUAAUUAUAAAAAGGAAGGAUGGCUAGAUUCUGCUAGUGCCUAUUUCUUGGUUGGGAAGGAAGAAAUUGUCCUUAAAGUAAUAUAAAUAGUGCUUGCACAACUACAAGGAUUUUUUUGUACAGACCCUCCAGAAUAAAGCAAAUUAGCAUAUUUCCCAAAUGUUUCCUUUUAAAUAUAUUCCUAACACCUGUGUUUCUCUUACAAUGGCAUGCCAAAAUGUUUGCUAUGAAAAUGUUCCGUCUGUUUUCCCGAGCUGUGCUCAUACAUCUCGCAUUAAGUUUACUAUAUGUUAUUUUAAGAUAACUCCUUACCCAGUUUAUAUGGUGCAGAUCUUCCGUCAGUCAGUCCUUCUUGUUCUGCAUCUCUACGUAUGAACUGAAUAAAACGCUUUUUAAUGAUUUUUACCAUUAUUCAAGGUUCAAAUGCCAAACUAAAAUGUUUGUUCAAAUGACACAUAACCAAAUAUUCACUUGUACACUGUGGAUGUCAUGUAUUCAAUCAUCUCUAAGGGAAUAGUUUUAUAUGUUAGGAGUGGGAAAUGAGAAGAUUGAAGCCACUCCUAUGUCUGUCUGUCCAUAAAAAGUAGAUGGUAAACUCACUUAGCACAAUAAAGACAUUUGGAAAUAGGGGAAACAACUAGUCUGGUGGUGUUCAAAGGUAAACAAAAUCCACCUAGCUGCGGCUUUAUAGCUCACCAAUCAAAAUGUCAUAUUGUUUGGUUAAUUCAGAUAGAAACUGGGUAGAAAUAACAAAUUGCAACUUUAUCAAGGAAUAAUAAAGGAAUAGGACUGUUUCUUGAGUCCCUGAAUUUUGCUUGGAAGGAAAUAGACCAACUGAAAAAAAAAACAAUAAAACUACUAUUUGUCGUUUUUGACAGGUCAGUUUGUGUAUAAAUUAAACAAACAAUUUUAAACUUUAAUGGUCAUGCUACAUUUAUUUGGUUACCUUUGCACAGAGCCAGGCUUGCUGUUUCCAGUCCUUUUGCUGCUGGCUUUAUCUUCAUUUUCAUCGUGAAGACCUUCAAUUCAAACUCUUUGCAAUAUUAUCUAUGCAUGGUAAAGCUCUUUUCUGAAUAUUUGUAACUCAUAUUUUUAUAUCUAUUCAGCAGUACUUGAGUUCUGACACAAAGGCUUUUUUAAUUGGACAUCGUGAUGUGUUGGAUUAUUUCUCCUUUUUGUGCCUCAGAUUUAAAGACUUAACACCAUUUUAGUUUUUCAAUCCUGAUGUUUGUUUAUUACAAUAUUUUACACUGUUAUUAGUAACAUUUUUAUUGAGCCUUUUUAAACAGAAAGAUGGAGAAAGGGCUGUGAUACUUUUGAGAUAUGUUGAGGAUUUUGUAAUUGUGAGAAAGGGGAAAUUGUACCUGGUACCAUAUGAAAUGAACGCUUUGAUCCUGUGUGCCUUGUGUUUGCACUGACGAGGCUCACGUGCCUUAAAUGUGAAUGUAUUUGCAAUGUGAUUAAAUUAAAAAUAAAUCAAAAGAAGCAUUUAAA
Molecule: messenger RNA, 2750 nt
Organism: Notothenia coriiceps (black rockcod)
Lineage: Eukaryota; Metazoa; Chordata; Actinopteri; Perciformes; Nototheniidae
Product: N-acetylglucosamine-6-sulfatase-like
Exons: 9
Coding region: 1-1098 (365 amino acids)
Biological process (GO): glycosaminoglycan metabolic process
Molecular function (GO): N-acetylglucosamine-6-sulfatase activity; glycosaminoglycan binding
Source: RefSeq, a predicted model, not a curated record